AUGUCUGCAGCGCAACUACCUGCCACGCCCACGCGCCGCAGUAGAGAUGACGAGGCGUCAAGCUCGAGCGAAUGGAAGACGUCACCUACCUCGUCGCGGACGCUCGAUGCUUCGUUCACGCCUUCUCCCUCGCGACACAAGAGCAAGGGCAAGGUCAAAGGCAAGGACAAUGCGCUGAUGGAGCGUUCUUCGCUGAAACGGAUCAGCGCACAGGGUGACGAAUAUCUGCUUUGGAAUCGGGUCGGCGGGGCAGGAAGUGCAACAGCACUGCGAGCGACUCCGCGAAGACGCACCCCGUGUAAGGCCAAGAUUCAUCCUUUCUUCCUUCCAUUCAGCCAAAGGCGAGCAGCUGUAGCUGCAGUGACAGAAGAUGAACCGUCUCGUCAGCAGCACGUCCUGCGGGUCGUUAGUCACGACGAGCCGGAAUCGAGUCACAUGGCGCAGAGGCGAGGAGCGGCAGCAGCGGCGAGGUGGAGCGACAUCAUGAAGACGCCGCAGAAAAAGGGUUACUCAUCGACGGCUGAAAGCCGUGAUGGAGCCUCGGGCGGUGCAAGACAAAAAAACUUAACAGCAGUAGUGGACACAGACUCUGACGACUCGAUGGACUGGGAAGGCGGUGCAGGGAUGAGACCGGCAUGGAUGGCUACGCCCGGCUCGGAUGUUUCUCGAACUGGGCUCCACUCCCGACAGCGUCAUAUUCACAGCGUCUACACGCCUCCGACGUCAGUAUCGCCGCUGUCGUCAUUUUCAAGCUCCCAACAAAAUGGCAAGACGGCUGUGAGAAGUAUUGUCGUAUCACCUACUGCGAAAGUGGCACAGAACUUAGGCCGUCUCAGCAGACGCAGCACACACAACAGUAGCGCUGCUUCCGGCACCAGCUCUGUGCGCUUCGAAAGCGCGCACCCGCAGGUACCGCUGGUUGCCAGAUCGCUCAUGACGCAGACCAGCGCCAGCGACCUGCUCUACAAGAUGCGUACGGGCGGAAUUGGUGGUCUAGCAGGUGGUCUUGGACGAAUGGGUCUGCAUCAAGGUGGCAGACUGGGUAGACUCGACAUCACUCCAUACUUAGGUACCUUCUUUUCCACCAGCACAACAGACUGCUUUGAGAUCCCACGCGGCCUCGGCCGUCGCUCGGCAGGUGGUGACCGAGAAGAAGAAGAUGGGGAAGAGGAGGACGGCAGCAACUACCGUGGAGGACCAUCGUCACCUUCACCACACUCGGACGAAGAGAACAUCCCGCCCGUGCCGAGCCCACAACGUGCGCCAUCCUUGGGCCUGCACUCUGCGCUGCCAAUUAGCCACCCCCUCUGCUGUGCUUAUUCGUACUCCUCUCGCUCGGCAAACGACCUGAACCAGUGGCUCGCGGUCGGCACGGACGAAGGGCGCGUCACGCUCGUUAACACUGCGCGCGACCCCGACACGGGCGACGCGCUCGACGCCGGCGUCGCAGCAGACUUGCCCAGCGCGCGGCCGUCGUGGCGCGCAGCGGAUGCAUCUGUCUUCAUCCUCGCCUGGCGCUUCGAUGACCGCGUCAUCGGCACCGGCGGCUCCGAUUACGAGCUGCGCCUGUGGGACACGGAGAACUGCAAGAUGCUUGGCCGCUUCGGCUCGAGCUUCGGCAGUCCACGCCAGCUGUGCUGGGACCCGAACGGCAACGGUAACCUCCUCUGCAGCGGCGGCAGGGACGGCGCGGUGCAUCUGUAUGACGCGCGUGUUCAUACUGCGUCUGAGCUGGUGCAGCCUCAUUCCUUCGGCGGCAUCUUCGCCAACAGAACCGGCAGCCACUGCGCUACCGAAGCGGCUCGUAAGCCAGUGCUCAGCCUAUGGAACGUGCACACCGCCAAGAACCGUGUUUUCAGCACACUGGGUGGCGUCGACCCCGGCCAACCGGGCCGUAAAGGGCCGCCAAAGGGUGUCACGGCGGUCGCGUACGUGCCGGGCCGCGAGCACUGCAUCGUCACUGCGGGCUGCGAAGAUGCGCGGCUGAAGGUGUGGGACUUCCGCGCUGCCAGCCAAAAAGUUGUCGCGGCAGCUGAGGUGGAACUCGUCAGCGGGGGUGGUGGUAAGCAAACGCUCAGCAGCAAUUCGUUCAGCACCAAGAGGUCCGCUACGUGGCAGCCCACAGACGAAGCGGAAGAUCUCUCCUCGCGCGAUGGAUUCAAUAAGAGCCCGCACGGCGUCUCCAGCCUGGUCACCAGCGGUGACCGACUCUUUGCUGCGUGCACUGAUGGUCGUAUCUAUUCGACGCCCACUGCGAGCCUGUUGCAGAGGCUUACUAUCACGCAAGGCAGUGGUACGCCGCUCUACAGUGCUGCGCAAGGCCACAACACGCUGUACGCUAAGAUGGCUCUCAACGACGACGAUCGCCUUCUUGCUGUCGGCUGUAACACUGGGGAUAUCAUGCUGUGGGAUGUCGCUCGUGAUGGCCUCGUCCCUUAUUCUGGCGUGCAGCUGACCGGAGGACACGCCCAAGAUUUCGAGGUCAAUGGUGUGUCGUGGGCGUCGGGCAUCCAAGGCACUACGCUGGCCAGUAUCUCCGACGAUCUGACGGUGCGAUGCUGGAGAGCAGACCGUCAAAAGCUGCGAAAAUUGCAAAGGGAAGAAGCAGAGAGGCAGGAAGGGAUGAACAUUGCAUUGUAAACAGUGGGCAUCUAAAUUGCGAAGGAAGCC
This is a messenger RNA of Tilletiaria anomala UBC 951, 2670 nucleotides long. Its product is annotated as WD40 repeat-like protein. The transcript has 5 exons. The coding region runs from base 1 to 2640 and encodes 879 amino acids. Gene Ontology annotation, molecular function: protein-macromolecule adaptor activity; protein binding. Lineage: Eukaryota; Fungi; Basidiomycota; Exobasidiomycetes; Georgefischeriales; Tilletiariaceae. The record is from RefSeq and is a predicted model, not a curated record. Gene Ontology annotation, cellular component: nucleus. Gene Ontology annotation, biological process: proteasome-mediated ubiquitin-dependent protein catabolic process.